AUGGCUCAGUAUGUGGUGUCCCGAAACAUCUUUUCUGAGGAGAAAUUCAACCAAGAACAUGUGAAAAUCUACAGACAGCGCAAAAGCCUUCUCAACCAUGUCAGGCUGUAUUUCAGGUGUGACCAGCGACGUGCUCGCUUGGCCGUCCUCUCCCUCCUUCCGGUCAUCUCGUGGUUGAAGAUCUACAGAGUGAAGGAGUGGCUGCUGAGUGACAUCGUGUCUGGGGUCAGCACAGGCCUGGUGGCAGUUCUACAAGGUCUGGCCUACUGUCUGCUGGCCUCGCUGCCCCCAUGGUAUGGGCUCUUCUCUGCAUUUUUCCCUGUCAUCAUUUACUUUUUCCUGGGCACCUCACGGCACAUCUCUGUUGGCCCGUUCCCAGUCCUGUGCCUGAUGAUCGGCUCGGUGGUGACCAGAAUAGUCCCAGACGAGGGCCCUCCCAUGAACAUCACUGGGUUUGAGGGCUUGAGCAGGGAUGAGCAGAGGGUCCUGGUGGCCUCCUCCAUCAGCUUCUUGGCUGGGAUCAUGCAGUUGGCCAUGGGGGUCUUCCAGGUGGGCUUUGUGGUCCUGUACCUGUCGGACACUCUGGUCUCUGGCUUCACCACAGCUGCAGCGGUGCACAUCCUUGUCUCUCAGCUCAAGUUUGUGUUGGGUUUGACUGUGCCGGGCAUCAGUGGACCUCUGGCUCUCAUCUACACUUUGGAGAUCAUAUUUAAGAAAAUCACCUCAACAAAUCUGUGUGACGUGGUCAUCUCUGUGGUCAUCAUGGUGGUGGUGUUUGCGGUCAAGGAGCUGAAUGAUCGGUACAAGUCCAAGAUACCAGUACCCAUCCCCAUUGAAGUCAUCAUGACGGUGAUCGCUUGUGGAGUUUCCUACGCCUUCGACUUCAAGAGCAAAUACAGCAUUGAUGUUGUUGGUAUAAUUCCCAAAGGGUACGAGGCUCCGGUGGCUCCAAACCUGCAGAUUUGGGGGGAGACAGCGGUGGAGGCCUUCCCAAUGGCAAUUGUGGGCUUUGCUGUGGCCUUCUCCGUGGCCAAAGUUUACUCCGUUAAACAUGACUACACCAUAGAUGGGAACCAGGAGCUGAUUGCGUUUGGAGUGUGCAACAUUUUUGGAGCCUCGUUCAAGUCUUUUGCAGCAAGUACUGCUCUGUCCAGAAGUGCUGUCCAGGAAAGCACUGGAGGGAAGACGCAGGUUGCUGGUUUACUCUCUGCUAUUAUUGUGAUGGUGGUAACUCUGGCUAUAGGAUUUCUACUGGAGCCUCUGCCAAAGUCUGUUUUGGGGGCAGUGGUCAUCGUGAACCUCAAAGGGAUGUUGCUGCAGGUCACAGAGGUGCCGUAUCUAUGGAGACGAGACAAAACCGACUGUGUGGUGUGGAUUGGGACCUGUGUGGGCUCCAUACUACUUGGUCUAGACUUGGGUUUAGCAGUCGGCCUCGGCAUAGAGCUCCUCACUGUGGUCUUCAGAGUGCAGUUCCCGCGCUGCUCUGUGCUCGCCAACAUCAAAGGCACGGACAUCUACAAAGACAGGAAGGACUACCUUGAUAUUUUUGAGCCGGACGGAGUAAAGAUUUUCCGAAUACCAUCACCGCUUUUUUUUGCCAAUAUUGACUUUUUCAGAAACAAACUGGUAGAAUCUCUUGGCUUUAAUCCUUUACGAGUCCUGAGGAAGAGGAACAAGGCUUUGCGUUUAAUCAGGAGGCUGCUGAAGAGAGGAGAGCUACACUGCACACCGAGGGGCUUCUUGAACACAUCGUGCGAGCCGUACAUAGGUCUGGAAGAGGAGGACAGCUCUGCAGAGGACUUGGACUUGCCCACGGACCUCAAAGACCUGCCGAUCUAUGUGGACUGGAGCGCUGAGCUGCCUGCCAACAUCAGCGUGCCCAGAGUCCACCUGCACAGCCUGGUCCUGGACUUCUCUGCUGUGUCCUUCAUUGACAUCUCUGCACUCAAAGGACUCAAAACCACGUUGAAAGAGUUGGUCCGUAUUGAAGUGGCGGUGUACAUUGUGGCCUGUGAUCCCCUGAUCCAAGAGAAGCUCCACAGCUGCGGAUUCUUUGACGAUGAAGUCAAAGCGUCCAUCUUCUUCCUCACUCUUCAUGACGCCAUGCUGCAGAUCCUGGAGAGCCACCCGGAGGCCGUUCAGAGCAAGACACACUUCAGCAAGGUCAUAACCACAGUCACGGUUCACCAAGCCAACUGCAGCAUGCGCAGCAGAGACAGAAAUGGUGUGGAAUCGGAAACUCGCUUUUAA
Molecule: messenger RNA, 2250 nt
Organism: Knipowitschia caucasica
Lineage: Eukaryota; Metazoa; Chordata; Actinopteri; Gobiiformes; Gobiidae
Source: the annotation of a GenBank genome assembly